AAUGAGCGUGAAAAAAUAUAAGUCGAAAAGCGUAGGCGAUUAAAAUAGUGGAACAUUAUGGGACUACCGGAAAUCGUAUUGGCCGCGUUAGCUUCCUUAUGUUUUAAUGCUACUUGCGUCGAUCAUUAUUCAGAUACAAUAUCAAGAUCACGAUAUCAAGUUUUAAAAGAUGAUCUGCAACACGAAAAUUUUAUUAUUACAACCUUAAAGAAUGGACCUCUUAGUGGUUACAUAGUCGAAAAUGGUACCUUAAUAGGGACAGGCGUUGCUUUUGAUAUAGUCAAAAUUUUACAAAAAGAAUAUAAAUUCAGUUACACUCUAGUUAAACCAGACGAUGAUAUGUUUGAACCAUCAGAUGGAAAAAAUGGUGGCGUUAAAGAAAUGCUUAUCAAUCAGAAAGUACAUAUAGCAGCUGCAUUUCUACCUAUACAAUACAAUGACGUAGUUGAAUACUCCAGAGGUUUAGACACCGCCCAAUGGGUAGUUCUGAUGAAAAGGCCCAAGGAAUCGGCAACAGGUUCUGGACUUCUAGCACCAUUCACAGCAACAGUUUGGACUUUAAUAAUAAUUUCAUUACUUGCAGUCGGACCAAUUUUAUAUAUUGUUGUUUUUCUCAGAGCCAAGAUAUGCAAAGACGAUGACGAUAUUGUGUUUUCAUUACCCGCCUGUAUGUGGUUUGUUUAUGGUGCAUUAUUGAAACAGGGUUCAACUUUAAAUCCUAGAACAGAUUCUUCAAGGAUUCUUUUCUCUACGUGGUGGAUAUUCAUAACAAUUUUGACAGCUUUCUACACCGCAAAUUUAACAGCUUUUUUGACGUUGUCGAAAUUUACGUUGCCUAUCAGUGAACCUAGAGAUAUCGUCAAGAAACAGUACAAAUGGGUGACUAACAAAGGCAACGGCAUCGUUGAAGAAAUUAAUGAAUCAAGAGAAUAUAGUUCAGGCGAUGGAAAAAGCCUCUAUGAACAAAUAGGAAAUCCCAAGAUAGAGACGGCAGUGGAGGAAGAAGUUAUUUUAUCUGAUUUUGUAACCAGACGAAAUUUGAUGUAUAUUAGAGAAAAAACGGUCUUGGAAACGCUGAUGUAUGAAGACUACAAACGAAAAAUACAAGCUAAUGUUAGCGAAAAGGAUAGAUGCACUUACGUCAUCACUGAUUUUCCGGUCUGUACUUUCCCGAGAGCGUUUGCCUUUGCUCCAGGAUUUAAAUACAAGCCUUUAUUUGAUUUCACAAUACAGCAUUUGAGUGAAUCUGGAAUUACGGCUUUCAAGCAACGCGAAUUCUUACCUGAUACCACUAUCUGUCCACUGAACCUGGGCAACAAAGAACGACGUUUGCGCAACGCUGACCUAAUCAUGACCUACAUGAUAGUGGGUGGAGGUCUCAUCAUCUCUACUGUCAUUUUCAUCAUCGAACUCAUUUUAUACUACUUUAAUCUUAAUAACCGCUGUUGUGGAAAAGCAGAGUUUAACAAUAGAGAACGCACAGAUCCCUUGUUCAAGCGUAAAAACGAAAAUAAUAAUAUUAUCACCUUUGGUAAUGCUUUUAAACCGGCAAAAGAUUUUGUAACGCCACCUCCAUCUUAUCACAUGUUAUUUGGUCCUCCUCCAGGCAAGAAAGGUACAGAUUAUACGAAGAAAACGAUAAAUGGUAGAGAUUAUUGGGUAAUAAAUGACAAAAAUGGAAACACUUCGCUCAUACCUCAAAGAGCACCGUCUGCGCUAUUAUUUCAGUUUACAAAUUAGAUAAUUUAAGUACGUACUGGCUGGCUCGAAU
Molecule: messenger RNA, 1771 nt
Organism: Sitophilus oryzae (rice weevil)
Lineage: Eukaryota; Metazoa; Arthropoda; Insecta; Coleoptera; Curculionidae
Gene: Ir76b
Product: glutamate receptor ionotropic, delta-2
Exons: 8
Coding region: 58-1740 (560 amino acids)
Cellular component (GO): membrane
Molecular function (GO): ligand-gated monoatomic ion channel activity
Source: RefSeq, a predicted model, not a curated record